AAUAAACACUAAUAUGCACCAUGAAUAGAAAAUUAAAUAGCCAUGAUAAGUGUGCUUCAUUUAAGCCAUUUUGGAACGGACCAGUUCGUAAAAGGAAUUGUACCGACAUCAUUUGGUGUGUGAUCUUUAUGGCUGCUACAGUAGGCUACAUGAUAAUUGGUGUCUUAGCUUGGCUGUAUGGAGACCCACGUCAUAUUCUUUAUCCCCAAAACUCCACUGGAAUGUUAUGUGGAGUGGAAGUUAAUGUUGACAAACCCUACAUUUUCUACAUCAAUGUGCUGAAGUGUGCAACUACAAGUAACAUAACAGCUUCCACUUCUUAUGGUCUCCACUGUCCUACCACUCAGGUGUGUGUUAAACAAUGUCCAUCUGAGUUCUGGAAGUUGCCUCCUGAUGCAUUUACUGCACAUGCCCAACCAAAAGACUUCUUCCAGCAGCAGUAUUGUGAUUCCAGUCUUGACCUGGCCCACACAACAAAGAGUGUUCAAGACAUCCUUGAUCAGGACCUUUGCCCUGAUUUCUACACCCCAAGUAAACCAGUACUGGGAAGAUGCCUGCCAAGCUUUGACUUCAAUCAUAUUCCAUCAAACUUUACUCUUCAAGAGCACACUAUUAAUAACAUGAACAAUGCUACAAAUGUUACUCAAGAGCACGGCAUCAACAACAUGAACAAUGCUACAAACGUUACUCUUCAAGAGCGCACUAUCAAGGCCAUAAAGGAUGCUACAGACUCUCUUGUUUCAGGAUUUAAUGUCUAUUCAGUGGCAGAGCGUAUCUUUAUAGAACUUGCUACCUCAUGGUAUUGGAUAUUAUUAGGUCUGCUGGCUGCUAUGAGUGUCUGUGUGGCAUUUCUGUUGCUUAUGACAUACUUCAUGUCCGUGCUGGUUUGGGUUCUUAUUGUAGGUGUUCUGAUUGUGGGAGCAUAUGGUAUUUACUAUUGUUAUAAGGAAUACAGCAACUACGUACUUUCAAAACUUACCUUUGGUGACCUGACCUUUAAUUCUGAAUUCUCCACCUUCCUUCAAGUAAAAGAGACCUGGCUAGCUUUCUUGGUAAUUCUGUGCCUGGUGCAGUUUGUCAUGUUGCUGCAGCUUAUACGUCUAAGGAAAACGAUCUCUUUUUCUUUGGCACUGAUGGAGGAGUCCAGCAGGGUGGUGUGUUAUGUGACGUCCACACUUGUGUACCCAUUUGUCACAUUUGUGCUGGUGGUGUUGUGCGUGUCCUACUGGGUUAUUAUUAACCUUUAUUUAACCACUUCUGGAACUUCAGUGUACCAUGUCAUCUCCCUCAACUACCCCAUAUCCAACUGUCAUGCCAUCACAGGUCAACGCUGCCUGCCACAGACCUUCAACGCUUCAGCCUAUACCACGUGUCCUAAUGUGCGCUGUGUAUUUUUUAAAUAUGACAAAGAUGGAUUUUUCCAGAGAAAUAUGCUGUACAUUUACAUUUAUAACAUACUGGCCUUUAACUGGUAUGUGAACUUCCUUGUCGCACUGGGCCAGUGCACACUGGCCGGGACCUUUGCCUCAUACUACUGGGCCUUUAACAAACCUGCUGAUAUUCCCCCAUCUCCUCUAUUACAAGCUUUCAAUCGGACCCUACGGUUUCAUGUUGGCUCUGUCGCAUUUGGUGCCGUUUUCCUAACCACGUUUCAAGGUUUUCGGAUCUCUCUGGAAUAUCUUGCAAACAGAUUAAGGAGCUGCCAUAAUUCAUGUUCACGGUUUUUGAUGACGUCCCUCAGAUGCUGCUUCUGGUUUUUGGAGAAAUUUCUCAAAUUUUUCAACAGAAACACCUACAUAAUGAUUGCUAUACAUGGAGACAAUUUUUGGGAGUCUGCCAGGAGUUCACAUAUGCUGAUAAUUAGGAACAUUAGUCGGGUGUUGGUGCUUGACAGUGUUACUGACACACUGCUAUUUUUUUGCAAGUUGCUGGUGAUUGGAGCAAUUGGUGUACUGGCCUUUAUGUUUUUCUCUGGACACACUGAACUACCAAAAAACAUAUUCCAGGCCAAGAUGCUGCAUUACAACUGGGUGACCAUUACCGUGGUGUUGGUGGGAACUUACUUUAUUGCUCAGGGCUUCUUCAGUGUGUACAGCAUGUGCGUGGACACUCUCUUCCUCUGCUUUUUGGAGGAUCUGGAGCAAAAUAAAGGGACUGUGCAGAGGCCGUACAGGUCUAGGAGUCUGAUGCAGAUCUUCAACAAGUCCAAAAAACACUAUACACCAGUGUGUACCUGCUAGGCUGUCCUUUUUAUUUAUCUUAUAAUUAAACCUAGAUUGAGAAGCAUUGUA
Trichomycterus rosablanca is the source of this 2291-nucleotide messenger RNA. RefSeq names its product choline transporter-like protein 4. Gene Ontology annotation, cellular component: plasma membrane. NCBI's taxonomy places the organism in Eukaryota, Metazoa, Chordata, Actinopteri, Siluriformes, Trichomycteridae. Gene Ontology annotation, biological process: thiamine pyrophosphate transmembrane transport; choline transport. Gene Ontology annotation, molecular function: thiamine pyrophosphate transmembrane transporter activity. The record is from RefSeq and is a predicted model, not a curated record. The transcript has 22 exons. The coding region runs from base 21 to 2240 and encodes 739 amino acids.